GAAAUGGCGACACUCUCAACCACAGAGAAAAUAGAAAAGAAAAAGGAGAUUUGAAUGAGAAUACUACUAGAUCGUCCCCUCCCCUGUUGUGUGUCAAAAUUUCCCUUUCAUUAUUAAUUAUUCUUCAUCCACAUUCUUGUUCUCGUUCUCUCCGUCCAUUUCUUCUCUUCUCUACAUUCGGAACGCAGAUCACCGCCCUAAACCAUUGAUCUGUCAUGAGCACCGGCGAGCUUCUUAGCAUCGAGCCUCUCGAGCUCAAGUUCUUCUUUGAGCUGAAGAAGCAGAUCUCAUGCUCUCUUCAAUUGUCAAAUAAGACCGAUAGCUAUGUUGCUUUCAAGGUGAAAACAACCAAUCCUAAGAAAUAUUGUGUUCGUCCAAACACUGGAAUUGUCAUGCCGCGAUCUACGUGUGAUGUUACAGUUACCAUGCAAGCGCAAAAGGAAGCUCCACCUGAUAUGCAAUGCAAGGAUAAGUUUCUUCUUCAAAGCGUAAAAGCACCUGAUGGAACAACUCCAAAGGAUAUCACUGCUGAAAUGUUCAACAAGGAAGCAGGACAUUUGGUUGAGGAGUGCAAAUUGAGAGUGGUGUAUCUGGCCCCAACUCAACCACCAUCUCCAGUCGCAGAAGGUUCUGAGGAAGGGUCAUCACCUAGAGGCUCUAUCUCUGAGAAUGGAAAUUUCACUGGUCCUGACUCCACACCAGUAACAAGGGCUUUUGCUGAACGAUCAGAUGUUCCAGAAAAAUCUGCAGAGGCAAAAGCUCUUAUUGCAAGGCUUACUGAAGAAAAGAAUAAUGCAUUGCGACAAAAUAGCAAGCUUAAUCAGGAACUGGAGCUGCUGAAACGUGAAAGCAGCAAAAGUCGUGGGGGCGUCUCGAUGGUCAUUGUCAUAUUAAUUGGUUUGCUUGGCAUAAUAAUGGGGUAUCUCAUGAAAAAGGCCUAAGGGUUUUCGAGAUUCAUCGUUCACCAUGCAAUUUUCCCCCCCAAAAUUAUAGUUUCCUUGCAUUUCCUGACUAUUCAAGAAGUGAUGACUAAAUGAGAAGUAGAUCGACUCUGCAGGUGGUGUUUCUUUUUUUUUUUUUCCUUUUCUUUUUCUCCUAUUUCCUUUGAGCCGAUAACAUUUUGGACGUAGGAAUCAUCAGUUGUAAGUGUGUCUGUGGUUGCUUGUGAAGCAUAUUGCUAUAAACUGGCUCAUGCUUUGCGGUAACAUGCAUUCUUUUUGUAAGUUAAGUUGAAUUCGUUUCUCUUGUGUCGUUUGCCUAGUGAACACCUGUCAACUUAAGCAGUGAUCACCAGGAGCA
Molecule: messenger RNA, 1299 nt
Organism: Arachis stenosperma
Lineage: Eukaryota; Viridiplantae; Streptophyta; Magnoliopsida; Fabales; Fabaceae
Product: vesicle-associated protein 1-2-like
Exons: 8
Coding region: 216-941 (241 amino acids)
Biological process (GO): endoplasmic reticulum membrane organization
Cellular component (GO): endoplasmic reticulum membrane; plasma membrane
Source: RefSeq, a predicted model, not a curated record